CUCUCUCACUAACUUCCUUCCUGUUCUAACUGCCAGUACUCAGAAGUCAGAGUUGAGAGGCAGCGGUACCAGACAGAGACGUGAAGCCUGAAUAAGGGUGUUUCUUUAAACCAAACUUCACGAUAAGAAAGUGCUAAAGAGAUUGCUGGAGCAGAAAAGGGGAAGUCAGAGCUGGGAGAGGUAGAGAGGAAUCAAGAUGACUGAGAAGGACGCACAGCCACAGCUGGAAGAGGGGGACGAUGACCUGGACAGCAAGCUCAAUUACAAGCCACCCCCUCAGAAGUCCCUGAAGGAGCUGCAGGAGAUGGAUAAAGAUGAUGAGAGUCUGACCAAGUACAAGAAAACGCUGCUGGGAGAUGUUCCUGUGAUAGCAGACCCAACAGUCCCCAAUGUGACUGUUACCCGGCUUAGCCUUGUUUGUGACAGUGCACCAGGACCAAUCACUAUGGACCUUACUGGUGACCUUGAAGCCCUCAAAAAGGAAACAUUUGUGUUAAAGGAAGGUAUUGAAUAUAGGGUCAAAAUUAACUUCAAAGUGAACAAGGAUAUUGUGUCUGGCCUGAAGUAUGUUCAGCACACAUAUCGGACUGGAAUGAAAGUGGACAAAGCUACAUUCAUGGUUGGCAGCUACGGCCCCCGACCAGAAGAGUAUGAGUUCCUCACUCCAGUAGAGGAGGCUCCCAAGGGCAUGCUGGCCCGAGGCACUUACCACAACAAGUCCUUCUUCACUGAUGAUGACAAGCAGGACCACCUCACCUGGGAAUGGAACCUGGCCAUUAAGAAGGACUGGACAGAAUGAGGCAUCUGUCUGUCCUUCCCUCCACUACUUCCCCUCCAGAAGAAUCCUUCCAGCCACAUUGAUUAUGUUCUCCCUCUCCCCUCCCUGUUCACAGCUGGAUCCAUUUUCUAUCAAACACACACAGUCUCCUCACUGAUGUGUUUUAUAUUACCCCAUCUCUUAAGGUGUUCUCUGCACAUGAGACUUAAAACCUAGGCUUUAACCCAGCUUGUUCCCUCAAACUUUCUCCCCCUCAGCAGGGCCAGAGUUCCAAAGUUCUCCAUCUCAUUUAGCAUCACUCUCUUUUCUUCCAAUUUGUGUACUGAAGACCAGAAAAUGGCAAGCUAUAUCAUUAAUGGCUCCCUUGCCUUCUGUUCAGAAAUUCAUCCUUGCCACUGGGUUCUUCCGGAUCAGUGAAUCCCACCAUCACCUUCCCUGCCAGUAGGGGCUCUUCUUUUGGGGGGAACACUGUAAACAAGACAAAAAGAAAAGAAUAAAAUAACUGUAUGUGUGACUGAG
Molecule: messenger RNA, 1297 nt
Organism: Onychomys torridus (southern grasshopper mouse)
Lineage: Eukaryota; Metazoa; Chordata; Mammalia; Rodentia; Cricetidae
Gene: Arhgdib
Product: Rho GDP dissociation inhibitor beta
Exons: 7
Coding region: 197-799 (200 amino acids)
Biological process (GO): Rho protein signal transduction
Cellular component (GO): cytoplasm; membrane; cytosol
Molecular function (GO): protein binding; Rho GDP-dissociation inhibitor activity
Source: RefSeq, a predicted model, not a curated record